Messenger RNA from Sorex fumeus (smoky shrew), 1029 nucleotides. Its product is annotated as zinc finger protein 345-like. The transcript has 2 exons. The record is from RefSeq and is a predicted model, not a curated record. The annotation marks the transcript as partial. Gene Ontology annotation, biological process: regulation of transcription by RNA polymerase II. Gene Ontology annotation, cellular component: PcG protein complex; transcription regulator complex. Gene Ontology annotation, molecular function: DNA-binding transcription factor activity, RNA polymerase II-specific; RNA polymerase II cis-regulatory region sequence-specific DNA binding. Lineage: Eukaryota; Metazoa; Chordata; Mammalia; Eulipotyphla; Soricidae.
UGUGGGAAGUCCUUUGCUGAAUCCUCAAAGCUUAGUGUACAUAGGAGAAUUCACACUGGAGAGAAACCGUAUAUAUGUAAGGAAUGUGGGAAGGCCUUUGCUGGAGCCUCAAAACUUACUGUACAUAGGAGAAUUCACACUGGAGAGAAACCGUAUAUAUGUAAGGAAUGUGGGAAGGCCUUUGCUGGAGCCUCAAAACUUACUGUACAUAGGAGAAUUCACACUGGAGAGAAACCGUAUAUAUGUAAGGAAUGUGGAAAGGCCUUUGCUACAGCCUCAAGCCUUAAUGUACAUAGGAUAAUUCACGCUGGAGAGAAACCGUAUAUAUGUAAUGAAUGUGGAAAGGCCUUUGCUUUGGCCUCAAGACUUAGUGAACAUUGGAAAAUUCACACUGGAAAGAGACCCUAUGUUUGUAAGGAAUGUGGAAAGUCCUUUGCUGAAUCCUCAAAGCUUAGUGUACAUAGGAGAAUUCACACUGGAGAGAAACCGUAUAUAUGUAAGGAAUGUGGGAAGUCCUUUGCUGAAUCCUCAAAGCUUAGUGUACAUAGGAGAAUUCACACUGGAGAGAAACCGUAUAUAUGUAAGGAAUGUGGGAAGGCCUUUGCUGGAGCCUCAAAACUUACUGUACAUAGGAGAAUUCACACUGGAGAGAAACCGUAUAUAUGUAAGGAAUGUGGGAAGGCCUUUGCUGGAGCCUCAAAACUUACUGUACAUAGGAGAAUUCACACUGGAGAGAAACCGUAUAUAUGUAAGGAAUGUGGAAAGGCCUUUGCUACAGCCUCAAGCCUUAAUGUACAUAGGAUAAUUCACGCUGGAGAGAAACCGUAUAUAUGUAAUGAAUGUGGAAAGGCCUUUGCUUUGGCCUCAAGACUUAGUGAACAUUGGAAAAUUCACACUGGAGAGAGACCCUAUGUUUGUAAGGAAUGUGGAAAGGCCUUUAUUUUGGCCUCAAAACUUAGUGUACAUAGGAGAAUUUACACUGGAGAGAAACAGUAUAUAUGUAAGGAAUGUGGGAAGGCCUUUGCUGAA